Messenger RNA from Planococcus citri (citrus mealybug), 1031 nucleotides. It is a transcript of the gene Prosalpha3, whose product is annotated as proteasome alpha3 subunit. The record is from RefSeq and is a predicted model, not a curated record. The transcript has 7 exons. The coding region runs from base 158 to 937 and encodes 259 amino acids. Gene Ontology annotation, biological process: ubiquitin-dependent protein catabolic process; proteasomal protein catabolic process. Gene Ontology annotation, cellular component: nucleus; proteasome core complex, alpha-subunit complex; proteasome core complex. Lineage: Eukaryota; Metazoa; Arthropoda; Insecta; Hemiptera; Pseudococcidae.
GCUUUUGGAAAUGAAAAUCAAAAAUUUUUGCUGUUUCACGUAUUUGGUUGAAAUUUCAAGUUCUUGUUAAGUAUUUUUAGUCUUUAUAUUCACAAUUUAAUAUUAUUAUUUUAUUCAAUUAAUCUUCUUACUUACUUGCAGAAAUACCAACUGUGCAAUGGCUCGCAGAUAUGAUACUAGAACGACGAUUUUCUCGCCAGAAGGCCGAUUGUACCAAGUUGAAUAUGCGAUGGAAGCCAUCAGUCAUGCAGGAACCUGUCUCGGUAUUCUAGCCAAUGAUGGUAUUUUGUUAGCCGCUGAGCGUAGAAAUACCAAUAAAUUACUCGAUGAAGUUUUCUUCUCAGAGAAAAUUUACAAGCUUAACGAAGAUAUGGUUUGCAGUGUUGCUGGUAUUACGUCUGAUGCCAAUGUGCUUACCAGUGAACUGAGAUUGAUUGCUCAGCGAUACGCUUUACAGUAUGGAGAAUCGAUACCCUGCGAACAAUUAGUCUCAUGGCUGUGUGAUAUUAAGCAAGCUUACACGCAAUACGGAGGUAAACGCCCUUUCGGUGUAUCAAUUUUAUACAUGGGCUGGGAUAAACAUUACGGAUAUCAAUUAUACCAAUCGGAUCCUAGUGGAAAUUACAGUGGUUGGAAAGCGACUUGUAUAGGAAAUAAUAGCGCUGCUGCGAUAUCCAGUUUGAAACAAGAGUACAAAGAAGGAGAAAUGACUCUAAAAGAUGCUCAAGCUUUAGCUAUCAAAGUUUUGAGUAAAACCUUAGAUAUGACGAAAUUAACAUCUGAAAAAGUGGAAAUUGCUAUUCUCACGAGAAAGAACGAUAAAACGAUUAUUCGUAUAUUAUCACCCAAAGAAGUCGAAGCUUUGAUUAGUGAUUAUGAAAAAGCUGAAGCCGAAGCUGAGGCAGCGAAAAAAGAAAAGGCUCAGAAGUCCGGUUGAUAAUGCAAUUUUCCGUAAAUUUGAUAUUGAACUGGUUAUUGUAAAUAUUUUUUAAUAUUAUUAUUUUAAUAAAGAAAGAUCAAUAAAUAUCGAA